Messenger RNA from Hyaloperonospora brassicae, 2247 nucleotides. Lineage: Eukaryota; Oomycota; Peronosporomycetes; Peronosporales; Peronosporaceae. The record is from the annotation of a GenBank genome assembly.
AUGGAGACCUGCGAUGAGACGGAGACGGAGGAGAGCAGUCAUCUGACGACGCCCGCUACGGAUGGUCCUGCUGUGAGUGUGACGGAGCAAGCUGGCACGGUGCCAGGCGAGUCGGUGAAGACGGAGGUGUUCCGCUCGGAGAGACCGGACGGCAGCAUCGUGACCAAGACGGUCCGCACCACGACUUGGACCAAGAAGUGUACGAAUGGCGAUCUCGUGACGACGACUGAGGUGGAAACGACGACUGAAACGGAAUCCCCGGACGGCACGACAAGCACUACGGUGGCGAUGGAGACCUGCGAUGAGACGGAGACGGAGGAGAGCAGUCUCCCGACGACGCCCGCUACGGAUGGUCCUGCUGUGAGUGUGACGGAGCAAGCUGGCACGGUGCCAGGCGAGUCGGUGAAGACGGAGGUGUUCCGCUCGGAGAGACCGGACGGCAGCAUCGUGACCAAGACGGUCCGCACCACGACUUGGACCAAGAAGUGUACGAAUGGCGAUCUCGUGACGACGACUGAGGUGGAAACGACGACUGAAACGGAAUCCCCGGACGGCACGACAAGCACUACGGUGGCGAUGGAGACCUGCGAUGAGACGGAGACGGAGGAGAGCAGUCUUCCGACGACGCCCGCUACGGAUGGUCCUGCUGUGAGUGUGACGGAGCAAGCUGGCACGGUGCCAGGCGAGUCGGUGAAGACGGAGGUGUUCCGCUCGGAGAGACCGGACGGCAGCAUCGUGACCAAGACGGUCCGCACCACGACUUGGACCAAGAAGUGUACGAAUGGCGAUCUCGUGACGACGACUGAGGUGGAAACGACGACUGAAACGGAAUCCCCGGACGGCACGACAAGCACUACGGUGGCGAUGGAGACCUGCGAAGAGACGGAGACGGAGGAGAGCAGUCUUCCGACGACGCCCGCUACGGAUGGUCCUGCUGUGAGUGUGACGGAGCAAGCUGGCACGGUGCCAGGCGAGUCGGUGAAGACGGAGGUGUUCCGCUCGGAGAGACCGGACGGCAGCAUCGUGACCAAGACGGUCCGCACCACGACUUGGACCAAGAAGUGUACGAAUGGCGAUCUCGUGACGACGACUGAGGUGGAAACGACGACUGAAACGGAAUCCCCGGACGGCACGACAAGCACUACGGUGGCGAUGGAGACCUGCGAUGAGACGGAGACGGAGGAGAGCAGUCUCCCGACGACGCCCGCUACGGAUGGUCCUGCUGUGAGUGUGACGGAGCAAGCUGGCACGGUGCCAGGCGAGUCGGUGAAGACGGAGGUGUUCCGCUCGGAGAGACCGGACGGCAGCAUCGUGACCAAGACGGUCCGCACCACGACUUGGACCAAGAAGUGUACGAAUGGCGAUCUCGUGACGACGACUGAGGUGGAAACGACGACUGAAACGGAAUCCCCGGACGGCACGACAAGCACUACGGUGGCGAUGGAGACCUGCGAAGAGACGGAGACGGAGGAGAGCAGUCUCCCGACGACGCCCGCUACGGAUGGUCCUGCUGUGAGUGUGACGGAGCAAGCUGGCACGGUGCCAGGCGAGUCGGUGAAGACGGAGGUGUUCCGCUCGGAGAGACCGGACGGCAGCAUCGUGACCAAGACGGUCCGCACCACGACUUGGACCAAGAAGUGUACGAAUGGCGAUCUCGUGACGACGACUGAGGUGGAAACGACGACUGAAACGGAAUCCCCGGACGGCACGACAAGCACUACGGUGGCGAUGGAGACCUGCGAUGAGACGGAGACGGAGGAGAGCAGUCUUCCGACGACGCCCGCCACGGAUGGUCCUGCUGUGAGUGUGACGGAGCAAGCUGGCACGGUGCCAGGCGAGUCGGUGAAGACGGAGGUGUUCCGCUCGGAGAGACCGGACGGCAGCAUCGUGACCAAGACGGUCCGCACCACGACUUGGACCAAGAAGUGUACGAAUGGCGAUCUCGUGACGACGACUGAGGUGGAAACGACGACUGAAACGGAAUCCCCGGACGGCACGACAAGCACUACGGUGGCGAUGGAGACCUGCGAAGAGACGGAGACGGAGGAGAGCAGUCAUCCCGACGACGCCCGCUACGGAUGGUCCUGCUGUGAGUGUGACGGAGCAAGCUGGCACGGUGCCAGGCGAGUCGGUGAAGACGGAGGUGUUCCGCUCGGAGAGACCGGACGGCAGCAUCGUGACCAAGACGGUCCGCACCACGACUUGGACCAAGAAGUGUACGAAUGGCGAUCUCGUGACGACGACUGA